Triplophysa dalaica is the source of this 3726-nucleotide messenger RNA. RefSeq names its product phospholipid transfer protein (gene pltp). The transcript has 16 exons. The record is from RefSeq and is a predicted model, not a curated record. Gene Ontology annotation, biological process: phospholipid transport; high-density lipoprotein particle remodeling; ceramide transport. Bases 1828 to 3288 code for a protein of 486 amino acids. NCBI's taxonomy places the organism in Eukaryota, Metazoa, Chordata, Actinopteri, Cypriniformes, Nemacheilidae. Gene Ontology annotation, molecular function: phosphatidic acid binding; phosphatidylglycerol binding; phosphatidylcholine binding.
AGUGUAGGGGAUUUACAGUAAAAGACCCGUAGACCAGUUAUGAUGAUAGAAGACUCAGAGUCAGGAAUAUAAUUAAUAGAAUCGAAUUUAGUGAAGAAAAAUAGUUAUUAGUUUGGGCAGCAGAAGUCAGCUUCAGCAGGAGCUCCACAGGCCGACUUUCAUUUCAUUUGAAAUGCAGUUAUAUUUAAGCUGACAGAGUCAACUAACUACGUCAGUACUUGGGUAAGUCAAGCUCACAUGAUUGUUUAUUAAUAGAUAAACAAGAACACAAAGAUCUCAAACAAUUCUGGAGUCAUGAGACAGGAAACAGUCCUAUAGACUAUCAAAUAUGACAGGCAUAUACUACAAUACAAAUAAAAACAUGACGUCAUGUCUGUCUCGUGAUUCUCCACUCUUUCUCACUUUCCUGAAACAAUACCAUCACACACACACACACUACUCAAGGGUAGACUGUGUGCUAACAGAAGAUGUUUUUGAUGUAGAUGAUGAGUCUCUUCACAGUGAACUAGCAGGACGAGAGUGUCUGAGCAUUCAUUACAGACUUAAACCAUCAAUUAUUUUCUACUUUCUGUAUCAAAAAGGUUGGUGUUAAUCGUGCUUAAAUCAUCCAUUUAGAAGAAGAUAAUGCCGAAUAAUAAUUGAUUCAUAUUUGUCAAAACCACAUAAAAGUUUUUCUAUUUGAAGUAAGGUGAAGCCACAGCACCGGUCCCUUCGAAGCCUGUCCGGGAAACCGCCCUUAUAUCACAUACACUUCCUUAUUUUACAUUACUUGAACACUAAUUCUUCAUUGAAACUCGAUGUUGCUAUUUUUGCACUUGAUGGUGCUAUUUUUGCACUUCUAGUUAGAUUUCACAGACAUUGCCCUUUGUGAAUAAUUACAAUAAAGUUUUUAUGUGUAAAUAAAAGGUUGCAAAGUAUUUAAACUAUGAGUCAACAUAAUGACAGUCACAUCGAGUCAGAUGAACUGGUGAUCCAAAUAGUGUUGUAAUAAAAAGCUUUGUGUAGCUCUUACUGUCAGUGUGUGUGGGGUUAUAGAUCAAAUCCCAUCUGUCUGGUACAAGAACAUGUCGGUCUGUAAAGAAAUAUACAUGAGUCACCCCCUCUUUUUAAAUGUCUUAUAUCCUUCACUAAAAAAGACGAGAAACUUGAUGUGCUCGCCCAAUAAUAGAUGCCUUCAAACUUCAUGUGUGAUUUUUCCUGUGCUGAUUUAGUUUCUCAGAAGUGAACUCCACCUUGGGUCUCUGUGGUUUAUGCAGAACCCAGCUGUUUAACAUCAUGCCAUUCUAUGAAACCGUGCAACUUGGCCUUCUUAGAAGUCACAAACUAAUUUCAGGUUUACUCUGCAAAAAUAAAAGAUCAGACCACUGUGAUCUCUUUCAUGUUACCCGCCCUGUGACCAAUCACCAUCAUGUUUAAGUUAAGCUCUCUUUUAAUCAAUCUUUUACAUUGACUUAUUAACAAACACACUUUUACAUCUACAAAAAGUAAAAAAAAAAGAAGAAUAUAAAUAGUGUCAGUAAAUCCAAUUUAGUCGAAGACAAAGAAGCUAAAUGUAGUCUCGUCCUUUGUACUUGGAAAAUCUUCACUUUGCGCAACAUGCACGUGAAUUACAGCCAAAAUUUUAACCCCAAAUCCAUAUGACGUCACAAGCUGCCCUUAUAAAUCCAGCUGGAAUAUAAACAACCUGUUGUAGAGAGACGACAGUGAAAGAGAGGAUUACAAGAGAGUUAACUUCUCUCCUGAUUCUCCGGAUGCAAGAAUACAUCAAAUCCUCCAAGAGUUUCUGUUUCAGACGGUCUUCAUUUCCACAUCACUAUCUGAGGAAUCAUGGGACUGUUUGAGGUCUCAGUUAUCGCUCUUCUCUCAUCGGUCAUCAUGACAUCAGCUGAACCCCCCGGAUGCAAGAUUCGGAUCUCAGCUCGAGGACUGGAGAUGUUGAAGUCCCAAACAAAGAAGUUUGUUGAAGAAGAGAUCAGUAACAUCACGAUGCCAGAGAUGCGAGGCUCAGAGGGACGUUUCCAAUACACCAUUAAAAACGUGAAGAUCACAGAGCUGGACCUGACCUCUGACCUGCGCUUCCACCCUGAUGUCGGGCUCAUCUUUGAAGUGCACAACUCCUCCAUCACGCUCAACUUCCAGAGGAAAAUCUUAUACUGGCUUUUUUAUGAUGAAGGUUCUAUCAACGCCUCGGCAGAAGGUGUCAACAUCUUCACAUCCCUUCAUCUGAGUCGAGAUGAGGAGGGACGGCUGAAGAUCUCCAACGCCUCCUGUGAUGCGGUCAUCACUAAGAUGAGGGCCAGAUUCAGCGGCACUCUGGGGAGGGUUUAUGACAUCCUCGCAACCUUCUUGACAACAGGAAUGCGCUUCGUUCUAAACAGACAGAUUUGUCCAGCCCUGAAUCACGCCGCACUGGUUUUGGUCAACCAGCUGUUAGAAACCAUUCCAGUGCGUUCGGAGGUGGACAAUUACGUGGGGAUUGAUUACUCACUGCUGAGUGACCCUGUGGUGACAGGACGCAGUCUUGAUAUGGACUUUAGGGGCAUGUUUUAUGAUCUUAAGAAUGAGAGUAACACUCUAGUGAACUACGCUGUCAAUCCAGUCAUAAGAGAGUAUGAUCGGAUGAUCUAUCUGGCUCUCUCCGAGUAUUUCUUCGACAGCGGACUCUACGCUUACUACACAGGUGGAUUGUUCCAGUUUCAGAUAGCAAAUGAACGGAUGCCGAAGGAUGUGGAGAUGCUGCUCAGGACAACUUACCUCGGGACCAUCAUGAUGCUGGAUCCGGCUCUGAUGAAUCACCCCAUGUCUCUGGAGUUAGAGGUCACCGCUCCCCCUCGCUGCACCAUCAAGACCUCCGGUGCCAGUGUCUCCGUGGUCUCAAACGUCAAAGUUCUGGUCUUGCCUCCGGGAAAAGCUGCCGUUCAGCUAAGCAGCAUGACCAUGGAUGCUAAAUUUAACGCAAAGGUGUCGAUGAAGGGAAAGCGCUUGGCAAUCCAUCUUGAUCUGAGACGAUUCAAAAUCAUCUCAAAUCAAUCUGCUUUGGAAUCAUUGGCUCUGAUUCCACUGCAGGGUCUUCUGAAGACGUUAUUUCAGGUAUCUGUGGUUCCUCUCAUCAACAAUUACACCAAGCGUGGUGUGCAGAUUCCUCUUCCAGACGGGAUCGACUUCAUCGAGGAGGUGGUGGAGUAUCACAAUGGUUACAUCAUCAUAGGAGCCAACCUACAAUUCAGAACAGGACUGCGAGAAUUAAUCACAAAACAGCUGGCAAGCUCUUCAGACAACUCAAUUUGAGAAGGGAAUAAAUGACGCAAAAACAUUAACAUGUAUUUCCAUGAAACCUACGGAUAGAUAUAAUGUUUGGAAAAUAGAUUAUAAACUAACCUUCCAGAAAAAGCAAGAUAUUGGUCAACUUAAACAAGCAUUCGGACCUCAAGAUUGCAUACGUGGAAAAAAAACUGAUUUGAGAUUAGUUUUGGAACUGUACACAACAUACGUUACUUUACACAAGUGAAAUAGUUUUAUGUUGACUUUCCAGUUUUGGACUGAUCACACUGCUGUAAUAUUAAAUGUAUAAACCGUGUAUUUGAUUUUGUACAAGUGUCUAAAAUCAUGUUGGUUUGUUGUUCUCUAAAGUUUAAAAUACUCUUUGUUGGAAAUCAUUUACCUUGAUACCGGUAACAAUAAAGUUGUAGAUAGUAUGAACUAACAAUAAAAAUACCAUUAAUAAAA